ACGGAAUGUUUAUUAGAGUUUGUGACACUUGUAGUUUAGAAGUUGGCUGUUUUUUUUUCUUUUGUUAAUUAUUUAAUUUGUUGUUUAAAUAGAUUUAAAAUUUAUUGUUAUGAAUUAUGAAUCAUUACAAUCAAAAGGAUCCUUAUUUUAACCCUCCUGACAAUAGUAACUCUAUUGACGAAGAUUAUUAUCAACCUUCAAAUGGAGCAUCUUUUGGAGGAUAUGCUCGAACACCUGUUACGUCUACUCCCAGCUAUGCUUCUUAUGACAGCAAUGUGAUGUCACCGAUGUCUAAGGCUGGAGGGUAUGUAAACCCUCAACAGCAUUAUUCAGCUCCACAGUUUUUGCCAGAUGGACUUUCUCCAGUCCCAACCAAUUACCUUGCUAGCCCUUUUGCAAAUGUAGCUGUGCAAUAUGGCUCAAAAUUAAUGGGAACUGGGAAAGAAAUGAUGGAUAAAGAAAUUAACCGGUACAUUCAAGUUCCAGUUUUAAAGCAGUACUUCGCAGUUGAUACUACCUACGUUCGAAAUAAACUUCGCUUAGUAUUAUUUCCUUUCCUAAAUAAAGAUUGGUCUUUAAAGUACAGUGAAAAUUCAAGAGUUGGGCCAAGGAAUGAUGUUAAUUGCCCUGAUCUUUACAUACCAUUCAUGGCUUUUUUGACCUAUGUGCUUCUUGCUGGAGUACUAUUGGGUAUCAAUGAUCUUUUUGAGCCUGAAAAAUUGGGGAUCAUUGCAAGUCAAGCAACAGUAUGGACGAUUGUGGAAGUCCUUAUUCAGAUUGCUCUUAUUUAUUUUUUCAACAUUGAAAUAAAUGCUACUACUUAUGAUAUUGUAUCAUAUUCAGGAUAUAAAUUCAUUGGGAUAAAUAUUAUCAUACUUUCAGGAGUGUCUUCAUACAGCUUAGCGUAUUUGAUAGGCCUUGUGUAUAGUUGUUUAUCAAUGGGCUACUUCACAGUAAAAACCUUAAAAUGGAGAUUAAUGGCUGAUUUUGGAAUUCAUCAAAGUGGCCUUGAUUAUAGAAGAAAACAAUAUUUUCUUGUAUCAUUAGCUCUCUGCCAUGUUUUCCAGAUGUGGCGCCUCUCAAGUAGCUUAUUGCAUACGAUUCAUUAAGAUGAAUAUAAAAUGUAUUACAAUUACCAAAAUUACCUAACUGAUUUGUUUUGUAUUUAAUUAAUAAAUAAUUUUGUUAUAAAU
This is a messenger RNA of Nezara viridula (southern green stink bug), 1193 nucleotides long. NCBI's taxonomy places the organism in Eukaryota, Metazoa, Arthropoda, Insecta, Hemiptera, Pentatomidae. The record is from the annotation of a GenBank genome assembly.